GCUGAGUGCUCGGCGAUCGGCUGGUUGGCUUUCACCUCAGAAUUACCUUGCCGUACUGCCGCUGACGAAUAACGUUCAGUCGAGACCGAGCUCAUCCGCGAUACAGUUGAUUUUCGCAUCAAACAGACAAAAUGGCUGAUGUUCCAAAGCGUGAAGUUGAAAAUGUCGAAUUCGUUUUCGAAGUCAUGGGCUCCCCCGGUGAGGGCAUCGAUGCCGUCGACCUAGGUGAUGCCCUCCGCGCUCUGAACUUGAACCCCACCUUGGCGCUGAUCGAGAAGUUGGGCGGCACCAAGAAGCGCAACGAGAAGAAGAUCAAGCUGGAUGAGUUCCUGCCCAUCUACUCACAGGUCAAGAAGGAGAAGGAGCAGGGCUGCUACGAGGACUUCAUCGAGUGCUUGAAGCUCUACGACAAGGAGGAGAACGGCACCAUGUUGCUGGCUGAGCUGCAGCACGCCCUGCUGGCGCUUGGUGAGAACUUGGAUGACGAGCAGGUGGAGACCCUGUUCGCCGACUGCAUGGACCCCGAGGAUGAUGAAGGAUUUAUCCCCUACUCCCAGUUCGUCCAGCGCCUGAUGAGCGAUCCCGUCGUCUUCGACUAAACACAUUCCUCGCCAGAAUGUGUGACAGACCAGAUCAGCUAAAAUAGUUGAAAACAACAGCUUCAAACCAACUACAACAACACCAACAAACUUUUAGCGACAACCAUUCUCCAUAGAUGUUAUAUUCAUCGCUAACUCUCUCUAUCUCUCUCGUAUAUUAUUUUAAUUAAAAAUUACUUCUGCUACUACAACUGCAAAAUUGAACUUCAAGAUAAUAUUAUUUUUUAAAAAAUAAAAAAAUUUAAAUUAUAAAAUAACGAAAACAACAAAAAAACUGAAAAAUAUUCAAA
This is a messenger RNA of Drosophila teissieri, 889 nucleotides long. It is a transcript of the gene Mlc1, whose product is annotated as myosin light chain alkali. The record is from RefSeq and is a predicted model, not a curated record. Gene Ontology annotation, molecular function: calcium ion binding. Gene Ontology annotation, cellular component: muscle myosin complex. Lineage: Eukaryota; Metazoa; Arthropoda; Insecta; Diptera; Drosophilidae. The transcript is spliced from 6 exons. Bases 132 to 599 code for a protein of 155 amino acids.